AUGUCUAAAGGUUUCGUUCUGCUCACCGGGGCUACCGGCCACGUGGGCUAUGCGAACCUCAUCGAGGCGUUGAAGAAAGGCUACAAAGUGCGCGCCGCGGUGCGAUCGGAAUCGAAAGCUGCCCAAGUCAAGAGCGCCAAAUCGACACAGCCAUAUCUGGACCAACUGACAUUCACCACUGUCCCUGAUAUUGAGAAAGAGGGUGCCUUUGAUGAGGCCGUCAAGGGCGUCGACUAUAUUAUUCACACCGCAUCUCCCCUGCCCGUUCCUUCGGACGAUGACGAGAAGAAUAUAAUCCGACCUGCUAUCAACGGUACUUUGAGUAUCCUUCGCUCAGCGCUCAAGGAACCUUCUAUCAAGAAGGUAGUCAUUACCUCAUCCGUCGCUGCUGUCGUUCCUUCUGAGCCGGGCAAGGCUCCUGCUGUCGACUACAUCGAGGCCGAUCCUAAGGGACCAUACCCGGACACUUUUGCCGCAUACGCUGCCAGCAAGAAACUCACGCUGUAUCGAACCUACGACUUUAUCCGCGACAGCAAGCCCAAAUUCAGCAUCAUCAACGUCAUGCCAACCUUUGUGAUUGGCCGAAACGAACUCGCCACUACUCCCCAGGCCAUUGUCGCUGGCUCAAACGCACUCGCCUUGGGCCCAAUUCUUGGGAACAAGAGCGACUCUCCAAUGCCGUCAUUUGUGUGCCAUAUCGAUGAUGUCGCAUUCGUCCACGUCGCCGCCCUAGACCCCAAGGUUACCGGGAACCAGAACUUUGGCGUGAAUUAUACGUCCAGCACACCCAUCAACUGGGACGACGGCAUUGAGAUUGUUAAGAAGCACUUCCCUAAGGAGGUCGAAGCGGGCGUGUUUCCUCUUGGAGGCACGGCUCCUUCUGUCCAGGUCCCUUUCGAUGCGAGCAAGACCGAGGAAACCCUUGGGUUGAAAUUCAAGGACUUUGAGGAGCAAAUCGUCAACCUCGCAUCGUGGUAUGCACAAGCUGUCGCCAACGAAAAGUAA
This is a messenger RNA of Fonsecaea multimorphosa CBS 102226, 1005 nucleotides long. RefSeq lists its product as uncharacterized. The record is from RefSeq and is a predicted model, not a curated record. The coding region runs from base 1 to 1005 and encodes 334 amino acids. Gene Ontology annotation, molecular function: oxidoreductase activity, acting on the CH-OH group of donors, NAD or NADP as acceptor. The transcript has a single exon. NCBI's taxonomy places the organism in Eukaryota, Fungi, Ascomycota, Eurotiomycetes, Chaetothyriales, Herpotrichiellaceae.